AUGAAUAAUAAGAAAAGAAAUAAAUAUGAAAAAAAUGAAUUAAUGCCAUUACCGUUAGAAAAAUCUGAGUUACUUAUUGAAAAUAUACAUAAUUUAAAAAAUUGUUUAAAUCUAUAUAGAAAAGAGAUUCAAGAAAAAAAUAAGUAUAUUAACGAUCUAAAAAGCAACUUGAAUUUUUAUGAUUGUGUUUUAAGGAAUAUUAAUAUUGUAUGGAGAAUAUUUAAUGAUGAUUUAUUAAAUUUAAUAGAUAAAAGCAAGGAAGAUAAUAAUAACGUUUCGAUUGAAUCUCCUUAUUAUAAUAUUGAAGAAUUUCUCACUAUAUUUCUAAAGUAUGUAAGUGAAAAUGACUUAGAUAAUGAAAAUGAAGAGUUUUUAAUUAAAACAUUUUCUAAUUAUGAUGAUAAUAGUAAUUCGAUACAUAUUAAAACAAACAAAAUAAAACUAGACGAUUUAUCAAAUGACAAUUCUAUUAAAAAUGAAAAAGGUGAAAAUUUAGAAAAUCUUGCUGAUUUAUUAAAAAAUAAUAAGAAAGAUAUACAUAAUGAACAUGUAAGAGAUAUGUUAGUAAAAGAAUCUAACAAUGAGGAUAGUAAGGAUAAUAUAGUAAAAAUGGUUAAUAAAGAGGAAAAUAAGAAAAAUACAAAUGAAAUAUGCAGUGAAGAAGAAAAAGAAAAAUUAGAAAAAACUAUUAAUGAUGAUGAACUUGGAUAUAUAAAAAAGGAAAUUGUGAAUAAUAAAGAUUUUAGUAAAACCAAUCAAGCAGAAAUAGAUGAAAACAUAAUAAAUAGUAACAAAAGAAAUUCAUUAAAUGAUGUAAAUGUAGCAAAAAGAAUCUGUUUAAAUUCUAGAGAUAAUUUAUUUUUUGAAAACAAUGAAUCUCAAUCAUUUUGCUUACAUAAUGAUUUAACAGAUAAUAAAAGAAAAGAAAAAGAUAAAGUUGUAAAUACAAAAAAAAAAAAAGAAAAAAAUGAAAAUAUGAAUGAUGUUUGUAAAGAUAAUUUUGAAGAAAAAUUGCAAAACUUUUUUUUAGAAAACUUAAGAAAUACCCUAAGUUUUAUAAAUAAAAUUAUAGAUUUGAAAAAUAUUAAUUUAAACUACAAUUUAGAAUAUAUUAGAAAAAUAAAAUAUGAAAAAAGUUUUUAUAUGGAAAAAUAUGCGGAUGAAAAAAAAAAAAACAAUGAAUUACAAAAUAAUUGUGAAAGUUUAAAAAUUGAAAUUGAUAGAUUAGAAAAAAAAAGUUCAUCUUUAAUCUUUAAGUUAUACAAAGAAGAUAUAUGUAAGAAUAUACUUGAAGAAAAAAUAGACAAAAAUGAAGAUAUUAUGAAUUAUUCAAAAGUAGAAAAUAAAGAAAGUAAUAAAAUGACUUCUGAUAAUUGUUACGACUUAAAUACAUGUGAUAAAGAUGCACAUCUUGUAAAAAAUGAUAAUUUUGUUAAUGAUAAUAAUAAUAAUAAUAAUAACAGUAAUGAUAAUAGUUAUGAAAAUAAUAAUAAUGGAAAUAAUAAUAAUGUUGAAUCAAAGCUAUUUUUAAAUUUAGAAAAAAUAAUAACAAAAGAAAAAAUUAUACAAAGUGAACCAUUUAAAAAUUUAAUAAAUGAGUCAACUGAGAUUUAUAAUAAACUAAAAGAGAAAGAAAAUGAAAUAAUUAUUUUAAAAAAAGAAAUUAUAAAAAUGGAGAACUUGAGAGAUGAAGAAUUUGAAAAUUUAUUAAAUGAAACAAUAAGAGAUAAAAAAAGUUUAACAAAUAAAAUAAAAGAAUUAGAAGUUGAUUUAGCUACAUAUAAAUUAGAUAAAGAAAAAAUAGAAAGUAAAAUAAAAGUAAUGGAAUAUGAGAUUGGUGUAUUAAAAAAUAUUGAAAAAAAACAAACUAUGCAAUUGCAACAAAAAGAGAGUGAAAUUUUAAAAAUGAAAUUACAAUUAGAUAAAUUUAAAAUAUCAGAGAAUAAUUUAAGAGAUAAAGUUGCAUUUCUAGAAAAAGAGAAAGAUGAUUUAUUGAAUUCUACAAAAUCAUUAGAAGAAAAUCUUGAAACAACAAAAAAAAGUAUCCUUAAUAAUAGUGACUAUAAUAUAAUUAUAAAUGAAGAUGAUUAUAAUAAAAACAUAGAUUUGUAUGAAAAAAAAGACAUGCAUAGAUAUGAAGAAAAACAAGGAAAUGAGAAUAUGAAAAAAGAAGAGAAAUCCAUUUUGAAAAACCAUAUAGAUAACAAAAAUAAAAAUGAAAAUAAUAUUGAAUUACAAAAAAACAUGAAAAAUGUUGACGAUUAUAUAUUGAAGUAUGAUGAAUUGCUAUUAGAAAACAAUAAUUUGAAAAAAAAAUUGGAAAAAAAAAAACAUGUGGAAGAAGAAUUAAUAAACUUAAAAAAAAAUUAUGAUGCAAUAAGUGAAGAGAUAGAAGAAAUUACAAAAGAAUUUGAAAAAAAACAAGAGCAAGUAGAUGAAAUGAUUACACAAAUAAAAAAUAAAGAGUUAGAAUCUUUAGAAAAAUAUAAUAAUAAAGUAAAUAAGGCAUAUGUAGAAGAAAAAUUAAAACAAUUAGAAAGUAGUUAUCAGGAUAAAAUGUCCUGUAUAAAUAGUAUUUAUGAAAAAUAUGAAAAAUUUGUAAACCUAUAUUUAACUUUAUUUUUUCAUGCAAGAAAAAAUGCAGUUAUUUCAGAUAGUGCAAGAGAAGAACAAAUGAGUAUAUUUAUAAAAUUAAAACAAAAAUAUGAGUAUAUUUUUCAAAAAAAAAAUGAAAUAUCAAAUAUAUUAAAAAAUGUAUACGAUUGUAAUAGAAAGUUAAUUGAACAAUGUAAAACAUUGCAUAAAGAAAAUGAAAAUCUUCAAAAUACUCUUUCCAAUCAGAUAAAUAUUUCUAAAGAUAUUUCGAAAAAAGAUAAUCAUUUAUUAGUAGAAGAAAAUAAUGAAUUACGUAGGAGAUUAAUAUGUAGUGUUUGUAUGGAAAACUUUAGAAAUUAUAUUAUAAUAAAAUGUGGACAUAUAUACUGUGAAAAUUGUAUAUUUAAUAAUAUAAAAACAAGAAAUAGAAAAUGUCCACAAUGUAAAAUUCCUUUUGACAAAAAAGAUUUGCAAAAAAUAUUUUUAGAUUAA
Messenger RNA from Plasmodium gallinaceum, 3087 nucleotides. RefSeq names its product trophozoite exported protein 1, putative (gene TEX1). The record is from RefSeq and is a predicted model, not a curated record. NCBI's taxonomy places the organism in Eukaryota, Apicomplexa, Aconoidasida, Haemosporida, Plasmodiidae. Gene Ontology annotation, cellular component: HULC complex; nucleus. Gene Ontology annotation, molecular function: ubiquitin protein ligase activity; metal ion binding. Bases 1 to 3087 code for a protein of 1028 amino acids. The transcript has a single exon.